Molecule: messenger RNA, 2428 nt
Organism: Perca fluviatilis (European perch)
Lineage: Eukaryota; Metazoa; Chordata; Actinopteri; Perciformes; Percidae
Product: zinc finger protein 391-like
Exons: 4
Coding region: 205-1932 (575 amino acids)
Biological process (GO): negative regulation of transcription by RNA polymerase II; regulation of immune system process; regulation of cytokine production
Source: RefSeq, a predicted model, not a curated record
UUUGUGUUUCCGGGUCCCGGAAGAUGCUACGACCUCCGUCUCAUUGUUUGCAUUUUAGCUCGUGUUGAGGACGGCGGAGUAACAGGCGCCAGUGUUUGGUGUCCUUCCAGAGAGAAACAUCCCAAACUGCUGCAUGAGGUUUUAAAACCUGAAACGGAGCUACAAAGAGCAGCUCGGGGAGAAGUUGAGGAGAGACACUUCGACAUGGACUCUGAGAGGAAACUGUCAGCUGGCCAGCGGAGAGGUUGGCCAAAUCCUCUGGGCGGGCAAAGCAGAGAAAGGGGAGAUGUCCAGAAAGUGAUUGUUGGUGAAGAACAUCAGCAGGAGUGGAGCUCCAGUCUGGACCAGGAGGACACAAAGCCCCCACACAUUAAAGAGGAACAGGAGGAACUCUGGACCAGUCAGGACAGAGAGCAGCUUCAAGGGCCCGAGGAGGCUGAUAUCAGCAAGUUCACAUUCACUCCUGUCCCUGUGAAGAGUGAAGAUGACGAAGAGAAACCUCAGAUCUUGCAGCUUCAUCAAGGACAAACUGAAGAGAUGAAAACAGAAGCUGAUGGAGAGGACUGUGGAGGACCAGAACAAGCCAUGAAAUCAGAUCCAUAUACACUUUUACAACUGCCUAGCAGUGAUGCCACCUCACAAUGUUACAUACAAGAAACUAAAGUGGCUGAUGACUGGAAUGAGACCACAGAACCUCAGACAAGUUUGAACUCCUUGAAUAAUGCUGAAGUCCCGGUAAGUCGUGUGACUUGUAUUGCUGGUGAAAAACUGUCAAGCAGCCCUGAGUGUUGGGAACAAUUUGCCUGCAAGACUCUUCUGAAGAAACACACGAUCGCCGAAAAGAUUCUGUUUAGCUGCAGCAUUUGUGACCAAAGAUUCACCUGGUAUAAACAGCUCAGGAACCAUCAGUGUGUUGGUCGUCAGAUUCAAACUGAGGAGAACAGAGAGGCAGAGCCUCCAGCCAGCAGCUCAACUGAACAGAUUAAAACAGAAGGUAAUGGAGAGGACUGUGGGGGACCAGAACCAGACAUGAACUUUUCUGAUCCAGAGACUGAUGACAGUUAUGAUUGGAAGGAUACCAGAGAACCUCCGUCAGGUUUAAACUCUCUGAAUAAUGAUGAAGUCCCUGUCGGUGAUUCCAGAUGUAGUGCUGGUGAGAAUCAAAGUAGCUGCUCUGAGUGUGGGAAAAGAUGUGGCACCACUGGAAAUCUGAAGAGACACAUGAUAUCUCAUACAGGAGAGAAACCAUUUUGCUGCUCAGUCUGUAGUAAAUAUUUUGCAAGGAGACGACAUUUACAGACACACAUGAAAAUCCACACAAGAGAGAAAUUCUUAAGCUGCUCGGUCUGUGAGAAAGCCUUUACAGUGAGCGGAAAUUUACUUAAACACAUGAGAAUCCACACAGGAGAAAAACCAUUUAACUGCUCAGUCUGUAUGAAGGCUUUUACAGAGAGUGGAAGUUUACAUAAGCACAUGGCAAUCCACACAGGAAGCAGACCAUUUAGCUGCUCAGUCUGUAAGAAAGCCUUUUCAGUCAGUGGAAAUUUUCAUAGACACAUGAGAACCCACACAGGGGAGAAACCAUUUAGCUGCUCAGUCUGUAAGAAAGCUUUUACAGUGAGAGGAAGCUUAAAGACACACAUGAGAACGCACACAGGAGAGAAACCAUUUAGCUGCUCAGUCUGUAAGAAAGCUUUUACGGUGAGCGGCUAUUUACAGGCACACAUGAGAAUCCACACAGGAGAGAAACCUUUUAGCUGCUCCGUCUGUAAGAAAGCUUUUACAGGCAAUGGAAGUUUACAGAAACACAUGACAGUCCACACAGGAGAGAAACCAUUUAGCUGCUCCGUCUGUAAGAAAGCUUUUUCAGUGAGUGGAAGUUUACUUAGACACAUGAGAACCCAACACGUGAGAAACCAUUUAGCCAUGUAAGGUGGACAGUUAGUUUAGAAGGAGAGCAGAUAACCUCAGUCAGGUUUGAAAACUGAAAAUGAUUGAAUACUUUAAAAGUGAUAUGAGAUGUAAUAUAAAGUGGGUCUUUAGAAAUGCUUAACAAGUCUAAAAUCCUGUAGUUAAUAAGUUAGGCUUUAAAAUGUCUUAAAUGUUAUUCUGACAGGUCUUUAAAAUUUGAUUGUAUUAUGAAGUUGAGAUCCAUGGAACUCCAAAGAUAAACUUGUUCAUUUUUGCAACUAAAAAUGGACUUGAAAUGAAACAAACAGCCCAUCCAUGCAACCCCAGCCCUCUUCAAAAUGGCAGCCGUUUCCCAGCAGACUCUCCAGUCUCCACACCAGACUGUCAUGUACCGUUACCUCACCAUCCCUAUAAAGGCAACAACUACCAUUGUUCUUUCCUCUUCUCCAUUCCUUCGCUCCAAAAUGACACAAGUGCCUGCUUAGAGUGAACAAGUUAGAAUCACAGACUGGGUGGG